GUUCAGGUUACAGUGUGAACUUUCAAGUUUUGUUUAAAAUUUUUCUUACCAAAGAGACGAAAAAAAAGGGAAAAGAUUCUUUAGCUGACAUAGAAAAAAAAGAAAAAGAAAAAUAUUCUGUUUUUAAUUUAUUAAUUUACGGUGUGAGAUUGAAAGGCAGAUCCCACACAACUAAAUUAAUAAAUUCACCACACCUGAUCUUGAUAAAACCUGCAGAAAUCACCAUCUUUUUUAUUUUAUUUUAUUUUUUAUUUUGCAUCUGUAAUUAGCAAGAAGACUGGAACUGGAACUCCUCUUCAUCAUGCUUGGAGAUUCAAGCGGCGGCGCAGCCGCUGUUAAGGGUAAUGACAGUGGUGGUGAAGUUGGGCUUGGCAGCGGUGAUUUUGUGGAGGAAGAUAAGUUGGGAAUUGACGAAGGUGAGAGGAGUUGCGGUGGCGGUGGCGGAAACCGGUGGCCGAGGCAAGAAACACUGGCCCUUUUGAAAAUUCGAUCUGAUAUGGACGUUGCUUUUAGGGACUCAAGUCUCAAGGGUCCAUUAUGGGAAGAAGUUUCGAGGAAAAUGGCGGAGCUUGGCUAUCAAAGAAACCCCAAGAAAUGCAAAGAGAAAUUCGAGAAUGUGUACAAGUACCACAAAAGAACUAAAGAAGGUCGAUCUUCAAAACCAGAUGACAAAACUUAUAGGUUUUUCGAUCAAUUACAAGCUCUUGAACAUAAUCCUCCGCCGCUACUAGCUCCUCCACUUCAGGUGGUGGCGGUGCCACCGCCCCUCGUUACUAUAAAUCCGCCAUUUGCAGCCCAUGUUAGCCCUCUAAGCACUGCCCCACAAGGUACUAAUACUCCAAUGAAUUUGUCAUCCCAAAUUUCACAGCCACCAACAAUGCACACGACAAAUCCUCCUCAAGCUCAUACUUUUCCGCCUUCUUGUUCGAAAAUAUCGACUAGCCAUCUAUCGAUAUCAACCUCUUCCUCAACUUCGUCUGACGAGGAUAUUCAGAGGCGGUACAGGAAGAAGCAGAAAUGGGUGGGCUAUUUCGAGAGACUAAUGAAGGAUGUAACUGAGAAGCAGGAAGAAAUGCAGGAGAAAUUUUUAGAAACGCUCGAAAAACGCGAAAUGGAUCGAAUCGCUAGAGAGGAAGCUUGGAGAGUUCAAGAAAUGACGAAAAUGAACAAGGAGCAUGAACUUUUAGUCCAAGAAAGAUCAAUUGCUGCAGCUAAAGAUUCAGCAGUUAUUGCAUUCUUGCAAAAGAUAACUGGACAACAAAACUUGCAAAUCCCAAUGGUACAAGUGCCCCACAAUCCAUCUCCACCAUUGGCGCCACCACAGCAAUCACCGGCUCCGCCAGCACCUCCACCAGUUCCAUCAACAGCAGAAGCAACACCAGUAAGAAUCGACACUCCUAAAACCGAUAGUGGUGGCGAAAGCUUCAUUCUUGCUAGCUCUUCCCGGUGGCCUAAAGCUGAAGUUGAAGCUCUCAUCAAGUUCCGAACUGAUCUUGAUCUCAAGUACCAAGAAAACGGGCCCAAGGGGACGCUGUGGGAGGAGAUAUCAUCCGUCAUGGCUAAAAUUGGCUACAACCGGAGCGCAAAGAGGUGCAAAGAGAAAUGGGAGAACAUGAACAAGUACUUCAAGAAAGUGAAAGAGAGCAACAAAAAAAGACCUGAAGAUUCAAAGACAUGCCCAUAUUUCGAACAGCUCGAUGCAAUAUACAAAGAGAAAGCCAAGAAUGAAUCUUCAUCGAUCGAUCCUGGGUACAAUAUAUCGAAGCCUGAGAAUCCAGUGGUGCCAUUAAUGGCGGUUCCUGAGCAGCAAUGGUCACUUCCUCUGCAAGCGGAGCCCCAGCAAGAAUCAGCACUAGAUGAAGAUGGCGACGAUGGCGAUGAAGAUGAAGGAGGUGGCUGUGAAAUUGUUACAAACAAGCAGCAAUCUUGAGUUACCACCACCACAUUUCAGUGAGCUCUUCAGAGAGAGAAUGAUAUAGAUAUAGAGAGAGAAUAGGAGAUGAUAAGUUGUUAAAAAUCAGGCAAGUGGACUGAGGUUCAGGGAGUGGGACAGAAUUGCAGAAGGUGUCGAAAGGACGGCGUAGGGUGACGGUGAAUUUUCCAACUGCUAAGAUAAGUUGGGGGGUGACAGAGUUUAUUAGUUUUCUACAAGUUAUAUUUACUUUAAUUUAUUUAUUAUUUUGAAAAUAAAUACAAAUUUACAAAUAAUGUAAUAGCAUUUGUACCUUUUGUUUUGUUUCCUUAGUAAAUAUGUUACCGUCCAAACUUAUGAAUUUAUGUCAUAUUUUUAGUAUA
Molecule: messenger RNA, 2295 nt
Organism: Olea europaea var. sylvestris
Lineage: Eukaryota; Viridiplantae; Streptophyta; Magnoliopsida; Lamiales; Oleaceae
Product: trihelix transcription factor GT-2-like
Exons: 2
Coding region: 302-1930 (542 amino acids)
Source: RefSeq, a predicted model, not a curated record